This is a messenger RNA of Sabethes cyaneus, 1345 nucleotides long. RefSeq names its product zinc finger protein OZF-like. Bases 65 to 1294 code for a protein of 409 amino acids. The record is from RefSeq and is a predicted model, not a curated record. Gene Ontology annotation, molecular function: DNA-binding transcription factor activity, RNA polymerase II-specific; zinc ion binding; RNA polymerase II cis-regulatory region sequence-specific DNA binding. Gene Ontology annotation, biological process: regulation of transcription by RNA polymerase II. NCBI's taxonomy places the organism in Eukaryota, Metazoa, Arthropoda, Insecta, Diptera, Culicidae. The transcript has 4 exons. Gene Ontology annotation, cellular component: nucleus.
UUAUGUUGUUUCCUCGCUCACAGUUUUAGUAUAGAACUUCUAGUCUGUUUUGAAAAAUGUAGAAAUGUACGAAGUGAUAAGCAUAGAAGAUUCUGAGCUGUGCCGGCUGUGCCUAACGGAUGACGGUAGCAUGUCCCCAAUUUAUGAGAGCAGCAAACUCGAUCUGGCACAAAUGCUACGUGAAUGUACUUCCAUACAGAUUGAACCAAUCGACGGUGUCCCGUUGUCGAUAUGUGAGGUUUGCAAAUCGAAGCUGAUUAUUUGCUUUCAAUUUGUUCAGCAAUGCAAGAAAACAGAAGCUCGCGUUCGGGAAAUUUUUGCACAUCAUUUCGAACAAGCCAAGAAUGGCAACAACAAACGCAAAAGUCAGGAAGAUGAGCAUGAGGUUGCUGACGAGCUGAUCGAAGUAAUAAUACCCUGCGAAGAGCCCGAACUGGAAUCAGAAACGUUGUUAAUGAAAGCGAACGGGACCAGUAAUGAGUCUAUUGUAUUUGAAAUAGUUGAUCAGUCGCAAAUCGGUUUGGGAAGUAAAAAGGAAACUGUUAUAGUCGAGCUAAAAGAUGCAAAUAGUGACAGUAAGGAUGCUUUUGACGAAGCAGAAAAUCAUGGUACAGCGGAAGUAGAAUAUUCCAAACCAUGCAAUGUAAACGAAGAAAAAGGCACGUGUCAGAAGAGCCAGAAAGCAUUUAAAAAGUUGAAAUCAAGGAUUAAAUCGAAUAACAAACCAAACGUAGAAAGUAAAACCGAUAAAAUCGGCGCCAAAAAAGAAUGCCCAAUUUGUGGAAGCAUGCAGCUGAAUCUUAAGCAGCACAUGCAGGUUCAUUCGGGCAUCAAAAAGCAUGUGUGUCAGUACUGUAAUAAAGCUUUUUCACAGCGAGGGAACUUGACUUGCCAUCUUAAUAUUCACACAGGAAACAAACCGCACAAGUGUGACCAGUGUGAUAAAAGUUUUGGUGAUCCUACUGCUCUGAAGAUGCACAAAGUUAUACAUUCCAACGACUUGAACUACAAAUGCGAAAUUUGCGGUAAGGAUUUCAAGUAUCGCCAUUCGUUGCAGACCCACAUACGCAGUCACAACGACGAUCGGCGGCAUGCCUGUACGUACUGCAGUAUGGCGUUUGUCACUAGUUCCAGUUUGAAAAAACACGUGCGCAAACAUACAGGAGAACGGCCCUACAAAUGUGAACAAUGUUCCAAGUCCUUCACCACUGCAGGAAAUUUACUUACGCAUAGGAAAAGCCACACAAGAAUUCGUAAAACAAGAUCGGAAGCACCGAAGGGAAAAGCGACGUAAAAUAUAGGUAAUUUAUUUAAGUUUUUUUUUGUUUUUAAAAAACUGAUGAAG